Symbiodinium sp. CCMP2592 is the source of this 1467-nucleotide messenger RNA. The record is from the annotation of a GenBank genome assembly. NCBI's taxonomy places the organism in Eukaryota, Dinophyceae, Suessiales, Symbiodiniaceae.
AUGGCAGUGCAGGCUCUCUGCCAGCAGUUUUCUGUGCAGAAGGCUUCCGACAAUGAGCAGAUCCAGUGUCUCUCCCAACAGCUUUCCCAGCAGAAGGCUGCCAGCGAGAACCGGAUCAAGCAUCUCUUCGAGCAGCUUUCCUUGCAGAAGGCUGCCGACAAGGAGCAGAUUGAGCGUCUCUCCCAACAGCUUUCCCAGCAGAAGGCUGCCAGUGAGAACCGGAUCAAGCAUCUCUUCGAGCAGCUUUCCUUGCAGAGGGUUUCCGACAGGGAGCAGAUUGAGCAUCUCUCCCAACAGCUUUCCCAGCAGAUGGCUGCCAACGAGAACCAGAGCAAGCGUCACCAGGAACAGAUUACGUAUCUCUGGCAACAGAUCGGCGAGCUUCAGCAAGAUCACCAUGCUGCACAGGAAGUAUCCAAGGCACUUCUGUUGUCGAGGCUUCCGGAGUUUGUCACAGCUGUUUCUCGCAGCUCCCCGACGGUGAGACGUGUCGUCCUGCCAUUGCACAAUUUCCUCAGCGUUCUUUUCCUGGAAUCAAUGGCAAGUCACCGGCAGCACCUGCAUUCAGGUAGGUUUUGCGACCCGCCGAAAGUUGAGAUCACCAGAAUUUGUGAGAGCAUCAACCCAAACAUACAAGAGCAGUAUCUUCACGCACGAAAGCUUCUCGUGCAAAGAAGACCUGAUGGUUGCACACCUCUCCGAGGAAUCACAGCUUUCAAGUGCGCAGUGGAAUGUGGACAUGUGAACCUGAAUGAGUAUUUGCUGUUCCACGGCUGUCCAAUGGGUGCCGUCCAGAGCAUCCUCGAGAACGGAUUGGACCCCCAACGUGGAGGAGAAGCCGCUGGAAGCAUGUUCGGGAAAGGAGCUUACUUUGCAGAGACUGCUUCGAAGUCGGAUCUUUAUACGACUUGUUCAGAGUGCAGAUCAUACAGAGAAUGCAAGCAUCCCCGAGCAGAGCGAUGCAUUUUGGUUGUACGUGUCCUCUUGGGGAAGACGAAGAUCGUGACAACAGAAGAUUGCACUUCCUUGAACCGGGCGCCGGAGGGCUACGAUACUGUCACUGCCCAGAAAACGUCGAACGGUGGCCGCUUGGACCACACGGAGUUUGUGGUGUACAAAGAGCAAAUGACACUGGCCCAGAUACUGGGUGCAUGGGCGAGCUCAGUGCUUCGGGUUCAAGAGCCUCCCGAGCACUCAGCACUGAAUGCAGAAGGGCGCGUCAUCGCCGGCAUGUCAGCGGCGUGCGGAUUGAUGGAAGUCCUAUUCGCUUUCUUCAUCUGCCAACUUGCAGCUGUCGAGGCCUACCUCAUCUUCACGGUGUGGUCCCUGUGUGAGGACAUGAAGGUGAGCAUGAAGGGCCAGUUGCCGCAGCUCUUGGUGCACAAGCAAUCCCGCGAGCCGGUGGGCGACCCAGCAUCGGCCCUCUUCGGCGGCCAAAAUCGGGGUCUCGGAUAUGGCGCUUUCUGA